AUGGCUAGGCGAUCCCGAACCAACUCAGACGGCGCGACCAGCGAUACAACCACCGGGAACCAUGGCAAGAUACGAGUGGUGGUGAAGACGGAAUUUGAACUGGGGGGAGCUGGGGAUAAUUCAGGUCAAGAGAAAGAGAUCGCGGGACAUAUCUUCGACGUUUUGGUGACUGACCACAAAGUCCUUCAGCGGGAGAUCGAGAAGGUUCUGAACGCCAUGACUAGUGUCUCCCAGAGAUGGAAUAUUUUGGAGGACAAACUUGAGGAGGUUCUUGGGGACAAAUACGACGAGACGCUCGUGAAUUACCCCCGUGAGCUGGACUCGGCAUUGCAGGAAUUGCACACUGUCCUCGAAACCAUGCAAGGAAAGGCAGAUUCGAACGGUAAAUGGAUCAAACUCAGUCGAUCAAGACUACUUGGGAGGAUGGACAGCAAUGAGGGCGAUGAGUAUGAGGGAAAUUAG
This is a messenger RNA of Coprinopsis cinerea okayama7#130, 462 nucleotides long. RefSeq lists its product as hypothetical. The record is from RefSeq and is a predicted model, not a curated record. The coding region runs from base 1 to 462 and encodes 153 amino acids. The transcript is spliced from 2 exons. NCBI's taxonomy places the organism in Eukaryota, Fungi, Basidiomycota, Agaricomycetes, Agaricales, Psathyrellaceae.